Lodderomyces margitis is the source of this 1008-nucleotide messenger RNA. RefSeq names its product cyclin-dependent serine/threonine-protein kinase (gene PHO85). Gene Ontology annotation, biological process: protein phosphorylation. The record is from RefSeq and is a predicted model, not a curated record. Gene Ontology annotation, molecular function: ATP binding; cyclin-dependent protein serine/threonine kinase activity. The transcript has 2 exons. Gene Ontology annotation, cellular component: cytoplasm; nucleus. Lineage: Eukaryota; Fungi; Ascomycota; Pichiomycetes; Serinales; Debaryomycetaceae. The coding region runs from base 1 to 1008 and encodes 335 amino acids.
AUGACCGGCUCAUCAUCCCAAUUUCAGCAACUUGAGAAGCUAGGCGAAGGAACUUAUGCCACCGUGUACAAGGGACGUAACCGAGCCACUGGCGCGUUGGUUGCAUUAAAAGAAAUCAACUUGGACUCGGAAGAAGGCACACCAUCAACGGCCAUCAGGGAAAUAUCAUUAAUGAAGGAGUUGGACCAUGAGAAUAUCGUGACAUUGUACGAUGUUAUACAUACUGAAAAUAAAUUGACGCUUGUAUUUGAAUUUAUGGAUAAAGAUUUGAAAAAGUAUAUGGAAGUUCACGGUCAACAAGGUGCAUUGGAUUUGAAAAUUGUCAAGAGCUUUUUAUUUCAGUUACUCAAGGGAGUCAUGUUUUGCCAUGAUAAUAGAGUCUUGCAUCGUGAUUUAAAACCACAAAAUUUAUUAAUCAAUAGUAAAGGUGAGUUGAAAUUGGGUGAUUUUGGAUUAGCUCGUGCAUUUGGUAUCCCCUUUAAUACCUUCUCCAAUGAAGUUGUUACUUUAUGGUACAGGGCCCCUGAUGUGUUAUUAGGUUCAAGAGCUUAUACCACAUCAAUAGAUAUUUGGUCAGCUGGAUGUAUAUUUGCAGAAAUGUGUACUGGUAAACCAUUAUUCCCAGGUACUGCUAACGACGACCAGUUGAUUAAAAUUUUUCGGUUAAUGGGGACCCCCAAUGAACGCACAUGGCCCGGAAUCAGUUCUUACCCCAAUUAUAAAAAUAAUUGGCAAAUUUUUGUCCCGCAAGAUUUGCGAUUGUUGGUGCCUAACUUGGAUUCCAUGGGUUUGAACUUGUUGAUGAGUUUGUUGCAAAUGAGACCUGAGCUGAGAAUCACGGCUAGACAAGCUUUGCAACAUCCGUGGUUCCACGAGAUAACAAUGCCCACUCCUGUACAGCACCAUUUAAGUGACCCUUACCAACAACAAUAUCAACAACAGCAACAGCAGCAACAACACCACUCAUCAGAUGCGGCACAACAACCUAUUAUUGAUCAACAGUAUUGA